CCUUCUGCUUCCGAGGCGUUCAGGGUCUGAACGGGUUCAACAGCCGCGUCCGCAUGUCGCCACCGACCCCCCCGUAGAGCGUCUCCCCCCGGCCCCGGAUGAAGAUUAACAGGUAUGCCAAAGGAAAAAUAUGAUCCUCCAGAUCCCCGCAGAUGUUACACCAUCAUGCCAGCGGAUGAGGCGGCCAGCGGGAAGAAGUCUUACUGGGCCGAGCUGGAGAUUUCUGGCCGAGUGAGGAGCCUGAGCAGCUCCCUGUGGACCCUCAGCCACCUGACGGCGCUGCACAUCAACGACAACAACCUGAGCCGCAUCCCGCCCGACAUCGCCAAGCUGCCCCACCUGGCCUACCUGAACCUGUCGUCCAAUAAGCUGCGCAGCCUGCCGGCCGAGCUGGGCAACAUGGUGUCUCUCAGGGAGUUGCUUUUAAACAACAAUCUUCUACGAGUUCUGCCUUAUGAACUCGGGAGGCUUUUCCAGUUGCAAACCCUGGGGCUCAAAGGAAACCCUCUGUCCCCGGACAUCCUCAAUCUGUACCAGGAGCCGGACGGAACCAGAAAGCUUCUGAACUACAUGCUCGACAAUCUAGCAGUGCACCCGGAGCAGCUCCCCCAAAGACCCUGGAUCACCCUGAAGGAGCGAGACCCAACGCGUCCCACAGCCGUGUUCACGGUCAUGUGCUACAACGUGCUGUGCGACAAGUACGCCACGCGGCAGCUGUACGCCUACUGCCCGUCCUGGGCCCUCAACUGGGAGUACCGCAAGAAGGGCAUCAUGGAGGAGAUCACCAGCUGCGACGCCGACAUCAUCAGCCUGCAGGAGGUGGAGACGGAGCAGUACUACACCAUGUUCCUGGACACCCUGAAGCAGCGCGGUUAUGACGGCUACUUCUGCCCAAAGUCUCGAGCCAAACUGGUUUCUGAGCAGGAGAGGAAACACGUGGACGGCUGCGCCGUGUUCUUCAAGACCGACAAGUUCACUCUGGUCCAGAAACACACCGUGGAGUUCAACCAGGUGGCCUUGGCCAACUCUGAGGGGUCAGAGGUCAUGCUGAACAGAGUGAUGACCAAAGACAACAUCGGGGUGGCCGUUCUGCUCGAGGUCAACAAGGAACUGUUCUCUGAGGGCGGGAAGCCGCCUCAGGAGAGGCAGCUGAUCCUGGUGGCCAACGCCCACAUGCACUGGGACCCCGAGUACUCGGACGUCAAGCUGGUCCAGACCAUGAUGUUCCUGUCGGAGCUGAAGAGCAUCGCCGAGAGGGCGUCCGGCUCCGCGGCGUCCGGCGACCCGUCCUCCAUCCCCAUCGUCCUGUGCGCCGACCUCAACUCGCUGCCCGACUCCGGUGUGGUGGAAUACCUGAGCAACGGAGGCGUGGCCGAGACCCACAAGGACUUCAAGGAGCUCCGCUACAACGACUGUCUCACCAACUUCAGCUGCAGCGCCAAGAACGGCCCGUCCAACGGCAGCGUGACGCACAGCUUCCAGCUGAAGAGCGCCUACGACGGCAGCCAGAUGCCCUACACCAACUACACCUACGACUUCAAGGGCGUCAUCGACUACAUCUUCUUCUCCAGGACCCACAUGAGUGUCCUGGGCCUUCUGGGCCCUCUGGACAGCCAGUGGCUCAGCGACAACAGCGUCACCGGCUGCCCCCACCCCCACGUGCCCUCGGACCACUUCUCCCUGCUGGCCCAGCUGGAGCUGCACGCCCCCCCGCCCCACCCGCUCAACCCCCUCAACGGGCUGCACCUGCCGGUCCACAGGUAGUGCAGCGCCCCCCCCCCCCCCCCCCCCCUGCCCCCCUACUGCUUUAUACAAACCACCGAUCAUGUUUUCACCCAUUGGUACAUGUUUGUUUUCUUACAUCUGUUCUACACCCCCCCCCCCCCUCCUUUAACACCAAAUGUCUGGCUAAGGAUGGAGUUGCUAUUGUACCUCAAUGUCUAUUGUUUGUACCCCCCCCUCUAAAACAACAAACCAUGACGACUAAUACAAUGGACUUUUUAAAGAUAAACUACACCAAGUUCAUUUGUUCUUUUUCUUCUUCACGUUCCACACAGACGGGGAGUUUUAUUCGAGUGAAUUUAUUUAUUUGUUAAAGUCCGCCGUCCCUCAAACGAGCAAAACAAACCCUCUCAGUCCUUCUCGUCACCUGCUGUUUUUAUGUAGCCAGUCAAACACACAGGAAGUAGAAUGUGACAUCAUGGUGAUGGUUUUAAAGCCAUCAGGUUAUGUCCUUGAAACCAUCACCAUGGCGAUGGUCGCAUCUCGCUGCCACGUGAAUCCACCACGACUCUUCCUCUUCCUCUUCCUCUUCCUCCUCCACAACACGGUCAUCGAACUGUGACCAAAAAAACGAAAAUGCUUUGGCUUCGAGAUGAACAGUUAGAAGUGAUGAAGUGGCACAUGUUGACUAACAAGGUGCUUCAGGUGCUUUUAAAGGGCUCUUAAAGGAAGCGUCGUGUCACCGUUCAGCCAAAGACCCCCCCCCCCCCCCCUCCCCCCUCCCCACCCCCCCCGCCCCCCGCCGACCAUGAGAUGAUAUUUAUUGUUUAUCGUGUCAGAGAUUAAUGAACCUGCAGCGGAAUGUAUUUACCAAUAAAACAAAGGCUUCUUCCAGGGCGACGCAUCCAGCACCACAAGCCGUUCAUGAGGCACAGCCUUGUUGUAUUGGUGCCAUUUUUGGAUAAAACUGCUGCUGUAGAGAUAUAUAUAUAUAUAUAUAUAUAUCUCUAUAUCUAUAGAUCUUUGUUCACCUUUGCUCUGCUCACUAUCUGAAGAAGAGAAGCCGUAAUGAGGUCAUAAAUGGCAUCGGCUCGCUGUGACCUCUGCUGUGACCUCUGCUCUGUGAGCACUUUGAGGCCCCCCGGGUUCUGUUGGUGGUUCCGUACGGCAGCGGCACACGAGUCAAACUGAUUUGAGG
Molecule: messenger RNA, 2920 nt
Organism: Pungitius pungitius (ninespine stickleback)
Lineage: Eukaryota; Metazoa; Chordata; Actinopteri; Perciformes; Gasterosteidae
Gene: cnot6l
Product: CCR4-NOT transcription complex, subunit 6-like
Exons: 12
Coding region: 115-1764 (549 amino acids)
Biological process (GO): nuclear-transcribed mRNA poly(A) tail shortening
Cellular component (GO): nucleus; CCR4-NOT complex; cytoplasm
Molecular function (GO): protein binding; poly(A)-specific ribonuclease activity
Source: RefSeq, a predicted model, not a curated record